Molecule: messenger RNA, 2897 nt
Organism: Solanum pennellii
Lineage: Eukaryota; Viridiplantae; Streptophyta; Magnoliopsida; Solanales; Solanaceae
Product: conserved oligomeric Golgi complex subunit 3
Exons: 24
Coding region: 70-2517 (815 amino acids)
Biological process (GO): Golgi organization; intracellular protein transport; intra-Golgi vesicle-mediated transport
Cellular component (GO): COG complex; cis-Golgi network; membrane
Source: RefSeq, a predicted model, not a curated record
UCUCCUCAUUUUGGUUUUCCAAAACCAGAAACAGUUGUGGAAGUGGAAGAAGACAGUAUUGAUAAACCCAUGGCGACGGCGACGGCGACGGCGACGGCGACGGCGACGGCAACAAGGCCCGGUGUUCCAAAGUCGGCAGCUAUUUCCAAAGGCUACAAUUUCGCUUCUGCUUGGGAACAGAAUGCUCCGUUAACAGAGCAACAACAAGCAGCCAUACAAGCACUUUCCCAUGCAGUUGCUGAGAGACCUUUUCCGUCCAAUUUGGUGAAUUUUUCCUUCUUGGUUGGUUUCAGAAUACAUCUAUCUCAAACUCAAAUUACUUGUUUUUAUUUCAAUUUCCAGGAUCAAGUUUCUGGACACGAUAACAGUCUCUCUGUCUCAACAAAACUCAAUUCUAUGGAGGAUUCAGGGGCCAUUGAAGCAGUCCUUGUGAAUACAAAUCAGUUCUACAAGUGGUUUGCAGAUCUUGAAGCAGCCAUGAAAUCAGAGACUGAAGAAAAAUAUCAGCAUUAUGUCAACACCUUAACAGAGCAGAUUCAGACCUGCGAUAGUAUACUUCACCAGGUGGAUGAAACACUUGACUUAUUCAAUGAGCUGCAGUUGCAGCACCAAACAGUGGCAACAAAGACUAGAACCCUUCAUGAUGCGUGUGAUAGACUGCUUUUGGAGAAGCAGAAAUUAAUUGAGUUUGCAGAAUCACUUCACAAAAAGCUCAAUUACUUUGAUGAAUUGGAGAAUGUUGCAACCACUUUUUAUUCUCCUAGCAUGAGUGUUGGUAGUACAAAUUUUCUACCAUUGCUUAAAAGACUUGAUGAAUGCAUAUCAUAUGUUGAGAGUAACCCACAAUAUGCAGAGUGCAGCAUUUAUUUGGUCAAGUUUCGACAACUUCAGUCUCGAGCUCUGGGAAUGAUUCGCUCUCAUGUUCUUUCCGUUCUUAAAAGUACUUCUUCUCAGGUCCAGGCUGCAAUACGAAGCAGUGGUGGUAGCAAAACAUCUUUUGCCGAGGGUAUAGAGUCAUCUAUAAUAUAUGUACGCUUCAAGGCUGCAGCAAAUGAGCUUAAGCCUAUCUUGGAGGAAAUUGAAAGCAGAACACCUAGAAAAGAGUAUAUUCAACUUCUUGAAGAAUGCCACAAACUCUAUUGUGAACAGCGCCUUUCCUUGAUAAGAGGUAUAGUGCAACAGCGGAUCUCUGAAUUUUCCAGGAAAGAAGCACUGUCGUCUUUAACUAGAUCUGGAUGUGCAUAUUUAAUGCAGGUGUGUCAGCUAGAGCAUCAACUUUUCAAUCACUUCUUCCCAUCAUCUUCAGAGGACAUUUCGAGUUUGACUCCUCUUGUAGAUCCUCUGUGUACUUUCCUCUAUGAUACAUUGCGUCCUAAACUUAUUCACGAAACAAAUCUGGAUGUUCUUUGUGAACUGGUUGAUAUCCUUAAAGUUGAAGUUCUAGGAGAACAAUUGAGCAGACGGGGGGAGUCAUUGGCUGGGCUACGUCCAACGCUGGACAGAAUUCUAGCAGAUGUACAUGAGCGAUUAACUUUUCGUGCUCGCACCUAUAUCCGUGAUGAGAUUGCAAAUUACCUUCCUUCAGACGAGGAUCUGGAUUACCCUAAAAAGUUGGAGCAAUCUGUUUCAGCAGAACUGGAUUCACCAUCUACUGAACUAAAUCAAGAUGUUUCCGGAACUUGGUAUCCUCCACUGGAGAAAACCAUAUCAUGUCUAUCAAAACUGUACUGUUCUCUAGAAACAGCUGUUUUUACUGGAUUGGCUCAGGAAGCUGUAGAGUUCUGCUCGUUAUCCAUUCAAAAAGCUAGCAAACUUAUUGGCAAAAGAUCGUCAUCAAUGGAUGCACAACUUUUCCUAAUAAAGCAUCUACUCAUCCUGAGGGAGCAGAUUGCCCCAUUCGACAUAGAAUUUUCAGUCACGCAUAAGGAACUUGAUUUUUCACAUUUGCUGGAGCAUCUGAGGCGGAUUCUAAGGGGUCAGGCAUCAAUCUUUGACUGGUCGAGAUCAACUUCAUUAGCUAGAACUUUAUCUCCACGAGUUUUGGAAAGUCAAAUUGACGCCAAGAAGGAAUUGGAGAAAAGCCUGAAAACUACUUGCGAGGAGUUCAUUAUGUCAGUGACUAAGUUAGUUGUGGAACCAUUGCUUUCUUUUGUGACAAAGGUUACGGCUGUUAAAGUUGCAUUAUCUGGUAGUCAAAAUCAAAAACUGGAGUCUGGGAUUGCAAAGCCACUCAAGGAUCAUGCUUUUGCUUCACCAGAAAAGAUUGCCGAGCUUCUUCAGAAGGUCAACACAGCAAUAGAUGAAGAUUUGCCUAGGGUAUUGGUAAAAAUGAGGCUCUAUCUGCAGAACUCAUCGACACGUGCAAUACUUUUCAAACCCAUUAAGACUAAUAUAUUGGAAGCACACAUUCAAGUGCUAUCCCUUCUGAAAAAAGAAUAUACACCUGAGGAUAGACAAGACCUUGUCAAGAUGGUCUCAAUGCAGGAUUUGGAAGCUAAACUAGAUAAGCUUCUAUAAUGAGCUUCCGUUAUAGAAGCUUAUCAUUUAGUGGUAAUCAUAAAGCUUCCACGAUGAGCUCCAAGGCGAUGCUUUCUUCAACUCCGACUUCUGUAAUACCAGAAUUUAUCGUGGUGGAGGUUCCGGGAACUGCAUGGAGGAAGGUUUUAACCCCAGUUCAAUUCAUAUACAUCGAUCAUACAUGUAAAGCUUUGUUGAAGAGUUGACUUCUGGAUUUGUCUGUUAUCAGAAGAAUUUCUCAUUGAUUCACCCAGGUUGUAAACAGAAUUUUGAUCGUCAUAGUUUGACUUGACGCAAAAUCUAAUUAAAAAAUGUGAACUUUUGGGACAUGAUCUUAAACAUAUUAUUAUACUAUUUUGGGUGUUAUAACUUUUAUGAAA